AUGUUACUGGCGAAGCAACUCUCCCGUCCUAUCCUCGUCUUCUGCGACUCCACCGCGCCCAAGCAGUUGCGCGAAUCUUGCAAUGUUCUCGCGCUUUUCGUCAAGUCGGAUCUCCUCUGCUCCGUACUCCCCGCUGUAUUACUAACCGCAGGCAUCUCUGGAUGUUCUUCUGUGCUGAAGCUUCUGAACGGCUUGAUCUGGGUCACUUUGCACGUUUUAGUGUGUGUAAUCAUCGGCGUCGAGGAAGACCGCCUCGUCAAGCCGGAUCGACCGAUUGCCUCUGGACGCAUCACCCUCGAUAAUGCCAUCCACCUGCACCGCGGCAUCGUUGUCGUGUUGCUGUUCUUUAGCGCACGACGUCAUACUCUACCCUUGAGCACUGUCUACGUCUUGGGCACGACCGUUUACAACGACGGCCAUCUCUCGCGCUUUUGGGCCUUGAAGUCGAUUAUGACCGGUUUCGGUAUCAUGAUGUGCAGCUGGGGUGCCGCUGUUUGCUUUGCCUGUGAAAUUGGCCAUCCAUCCACCAUGCUUAUGCCGCAUAGAUUCAUGCCCAAGAUUUCCGUGACCGAGUCGGGGAUCUCAAAAUUGGACGCAGAACACUCCCUAUCAUAUUACCGUCCAGAAUCGCCAGAUGGACCCUGGGUGCUCUGA
This is a messenger RNA of Schizophyllum commune H4-8, 654 nucleotides long. RefSeq lists its product as uncharacterized. The record is from RefSeq and is a predicted model, not a curated record. The transcript is spliced from 4 exons. NCBI's taxonomy places the organism in Eukaryota, Fungi, Basidiomycota, Agaricomycetes, Agaricales, Schizophyllaceae. Bases 1 to 654 code for a protein of 217 amino acids.